AUGACGACCACUGACCGCAUCUUAUCGAACAAGCACUCGCGACAAGCCUCCGCGCACGACCAGAUCUUGGAGGUGCUUUUGAGCCAGCUCGACGGGAGUCAGAUAGUGCCUGCAUUGUCCGGAUCCUAUGGCUCGCUCCGCACCAUCUCUACCAAAGGUAUCUCACUCCAGGGCCGAUCAUCUUAG
Plenodomus lingam JN3 is the source of this 186-nucleotide messenger RNA. The record is from RefSeq and is a predicted model, not a curated record. Lineage: Eukaryota; Fungi; Ascomycota; Dothideomycetes; Pleosporales; Leptosphaeriaceae.